This is a messenger RNA of Exserohilum turcica Et28A, 1362 nucleotides long. RefSeq lists its product as uncharacterized. Bases 1 to 1362 code for a protein of 453 amino acids. The transcript has a single exon. The record is from RefSeq and is a predicted model, not a curated record. NCBI's taxonomy places the organism in Eukaryota, Fungi, Ascomycota, Dothideomycetes, Pleosporales, Pleosporaceae.
AUGGACACAACCGCGAGCCUCAUUGCGAUUGUGACCCUUUGUGAGCAAGUCAUCAAGUACAUCAACGCCGCAGCCGGAGCCAAGGACGACAGACAACGCCUUCGCACCCAGAUACGGACAUGCAGUCACUUCAUCCUCCAGCUUAAAGAUGAAGCAGAAGACUCUGAGCAGGGCCAAGAAUGGGCAAAGUCAAUGCAGUUGCUGUCCAGCCCACUCGAUCGCCUUCACACAGCUCUGAGUUUGGCGGCUCAAAGUCUUUCGUCCAGAGAUAGCACAGUGGAGAAACUCAAAUGGCCUUUCAAGGAGAAGGAUGUGCGGAAACUCAUUGAAGCAGUCGAGUGCGAAAUGAACUUAUUGUCCUUGGCCCUCGACAGAAACUUCACACGGCUGCUUCACGAGAUCAAUCUUCAAUCCAAGCACAAUGAGCAACUUUUGGUGAAAUUAAAGAACGCGUUGUCUUGCCGAGAUAUCGAUCAGCAGCGCGAAAUUAGAAAGAUAGAACAAGGAAUUCAGAGAGUUCAGAUAGGUCAGAGUGACGUCCAAGAACAAGUCCAUCAGCUGCACGAGCGUCACGACUCAGACAAAGCCUCAGAGAAGCGCCGGUCCAUCCUUACCUGGCUAACGCCCAUCGACUAUGCCUCACAGCAACGAGAUGCCAUCCGCCGACGACAGCCUGGAACGGGUCAAUGGUUCAUAAACUCGCGAGAGUACCAAGACUGGAUCGGUGGGAGAAAUCGCACUCUGUUCUGUCCAGGAAUUCCUGGCGCAGGAAAGACUGUUCUUGCUUCAAUCAUCAACGCUGAUUUAUGGGAGCGAUACCAUGCUGAUUCGACCGUUGGCCUUGCGCACCUUUUCUUCGACUACCGCCGUCAGGAUCAGCAAUCAUUAGAAACUCUCCUCUCGGGUCUCUUGAAACAGCUUGUUAGACAACAGCCAUCUCUGCCUAGACAAGUUGAGGGGUUCUAUCAACAACUGCAACAAGGAGCUUCAGAUCGGGCCAAGGCAACUGUGAAGGCUUUGGAAGCUGUUAUAGCAGACUUUUCGAGAGUCUUUAUCGUACUAGACGCGGUCGAUGAGUGUCUUACCCCUGGUGAAAGUCGCACAGGGCUGCUGUGUACGGUUCAAGAGUUGCAAGAAAAGUGUGGGCUAAACCUCCUCGCUACAUCACGAGACAUCCCCGACAUCACCGAGCGAUUCAGGACAUCUUCUGUUCUGGAAAUCCGAGCGGAUGAAGAGGACGUGAGAAAGUACCUUAAUGGGCAGGCGCAACGCCUCCCAAGUUUUGUCCGGAGGAAUGCAGUGUUCCAGAAAGAAGUCGUCUCCAGCAUCGUUGACGUGGUGCAGGGAAUGUAUGUUGCCUGA